Messenger RNA from Onthophagus taurus, 2269 nucleotides. It is a transcript of the gene Art4, whose product is annotated as Arginine methyltransferase 4. Gene Ontology annotation, biological process: peptidyl-arginine methylation, to asymmetrical-dimethyl arginine; chromatin remodeling. Gene Ontology annotation, molecular function: histone H3R2 methyltransferase activity. The record is from RefSeq and is a predicted model, not a curated record. NCBI's taxonomy places the organism in Eukaryota, Metazoa, Arthropoda, Insecta, Coleoptera, Scarabaeidae.
GAAGUGUGACAGACUCAAAAAUGGCGCCUAAGGUCUGGGAUGUUGAUGUUUAUAACAUAAAUACGGACGGUGUACUUAAACAAAAAUUUAAUCAACGUGUUCAAUUAAACAUCGAUUACGAUCCGCAGGGCUUGAGUUUGAAGUUAAUAUCGGGUAAGACCGUCUUAUUGGAAUUUCCUGUCUCACAAAGUACCGAAUAUUGUCGGAUUGGGAACAAAGCCUUCACCUUCACUGUUGACAGAGAAUCUUUGUUUUUUAAAUUCACUAAUGAGCAAGAUUCGCAGAGAUUUUACACAGAAUUAGCAAAAAUAAAACAUGGAAAAGGUGCUUCCGUAUUUUCUGUCCGUACAGAAGAAUCAUCAGCAACGCAGUAUUUUCAAUUUUACGGCUAUCUAUCUCAACAGCAGAACAUGCUACAAGAUUUUAUACGAACGUACACUUAUCAAAGAGCGAUAUUAUGUAACAUAAAUGACUUUAGAGACAAAGUGGUGUUAGAUGUAGGUGCGGGUUCGGGAAUUUUAUCAUUUUUUGCUGCCCAAGCGGGUGCUAGAAAAGUAUACGCGGUUGAAGCAUCGUCAAUGGCCGAAUAUGCCCAAAAAUUAGUAGCCGCAAAUAAACUUGAUCAUCAAAUCACGGUAAUCGCUGGUAAAAUUGAAGAAGUUGAAAUACCGGAAAAUGUAGAUGUUAUUAUAUCUGAACCAAUGGGUUAUAUGUUAUACAACGAACGAAUGUUAGAAACGUAUCUUCAUGCAAAGAAAUGGCUCGCUCCUAAAGGAAAAAUGUUCCCAUCGCGUGGCGAUCUCCACAUUGCACCUUUCACUGAUGAUGCUCUCUAUAUGGAACAAUUCAGUAAGGCCAAUUUUUGGUUUCAAACUUGUUUUCAUGGCGUUAAUUUAUCUGCAAUACAACACUGGGCGAUUAAAGAAUAUUUUAGACAACCCAUUGUCGAUACGUUUGAUAUCAGAAUAUGUAUGAGCAAAUCUGUUAGACACGUUGUUGAUUUUUUAGAAGCCGACGAAACGGAUCUCCAUACAAUAGAUAUUCCUUUAGAAUUCCAUUUACUGGAAUCGGGAACACUUCAUGGUUUAGCAUUUUGGUUUGAUGUUGCGUUUCAAGGUUCACAACACACGAUUUGGUUGAGUACAGGUCCAACGGAACCUUUAACACAUUGGUACCAAGUACGUUGCCUUCUUGAGCACCCGUUAAUAGUAAAACAAGGUCAAGUAAUAACCGGAAAAGUUCUUUUGGUAGCUAACAAAAGGCAAAGUUAUGACGUUACAAUCGAUUUACAAGUAGAGGGAUCGCACCAGCGAUCCUCUAACACACUUGAUUUGAAAAAUCCGUAUUUCCGGUAUACAGGCGCGCCCGUACAACCCCCUCCCGGUGUCUCAAACAUAUCUCCAAGCGAAAAUUAUUGGAACCAAAUUGAUGCUCAAGGAGUCAGAAACGCCGUUAAUAUGGUUAAUGGAAUGUCUGUGAACGGUCUUGGGGAGGUUUCAAUGGACACGACACAAUCGGUUAUUAGUAACAAUUUAAUGACUAAUAAUUUAAUUGCUUUAGAUCCAGCGCAGCUAACUGAUGGUGCUCCGCCAAAUAUCCACCCAGGGUGCAUUUCGAGUACAGGUCGUGGUCGUGUGGCAGCUAGUCCAACGUCGACACAAACUGCCCAAUUGAUUGGAGGUGCAAUUUCGCCAUCGUUGUUCACAACACCGAACGCCCAACAGCAACCAUUGUUGAUGGCGAAUUACCCGUUAAGUACAAACCUGAUGAUAGGAGAUUACGUGACGCCGGGAAACGGCAUGACGAUGUCCGCGUACAGACAGUAGACAGUGUGCAUUAUUAGGUUUUCAUUUUUUUGCGGUAAUGCUCAACGUAUUUAUUUUAUUAAUUUUAGUUUUUUUCGCCAAGAUCUGGACAGAUCGCGGACAGUUCCGCCGCGUUCCCAAUUGAUGUAUGUCAUCGUGACUACGCCAUUGUGAUAAAAAAAAAAUAAGUGCUGUCUGUUCUUCCGACGAGUCACCUCUUCGUUCUAUUUUAUGUUAAAAUACUUUGUCUAUAUGUUUUUUAUUAUUUUUUUUAUUUUAUUUUUUUUUUUUUUUUUCGUUAUCGUAUCUGGAAUUUCUUCCUCACCUUUUUUAGGUUUCACGACGCGGCAGGGAAACUUACUUUUUAUCCUAGCUACGUGUUUAAGGUGUCUAGGUUUUUAUAUUAAAUUUUUAAGUUUUGCUGCUAUAUACCACUUUUACUAUUAUAAUUUUCUAAGUGUUAA